AUGUUACUUCCAAGUGGUGGCAGUAAAUACAGUCUUGCUUCUCAGUACUCCUACAUGAAUGUGGAUGUGUGUCUGGUUGGCUUUAGUAAAUGUAUGUGUCUUAUUUUUACUUGUCCAGAUGUUUCAAGGGGAAAUAAGCUCAAACUGAUGCUUCAGAAACGCGAAGCCCCUGUUGCCAUGAAGCCCGAGGUGUCAGUGAAAGAAGCGGCGGCCAAGGAGUUCCUAAGCAGCCUGAGACGCCAGAGGCGCCAGCUGUGGGACAGAAGCCAGCCCGACGUACAGCAGUGGUACCAGCAGUUCCUGUACCUGGGAUUCGAUGAGGCGAAAUUUGAAGAUGACAUCUCCUACUGGACAAGCUUAGGGCGUGCUCGUAAUGAAUACUAUGGUGGAUACUACCAACACCACUACGAUGAAGAGUCACCAAUUGGCCCGCGAAAUCCACACACCUUCAGGCACGGAGCAGGGGUCAACUAUGAUGAUUACUAAUGCUGUUUAUCCUGCUAUAGCUGGUGCCUAUAGGGCUGCACUGGGCGAGGCCGCGUCCUCCCUCAGUCAGAAUGACCCCGCUUUCCUCCUAGCCAUGUCAAACAGCAAGAGUAAAGGAACUGCCAGACUUCGAAGGAAGCAACAUGACUUUUUUUUAAUUAUCGUUACUUAGUAGUACACUAUAUAUAAAGUGUUGUAGAGAUAAAGCUUUUUUGAUAAAAUAAACAGGUUGCCAUCAUUUAGUAGA
Molecule: messenger RNA, 733 nt
Organism: Pygoscelis adeliae (Adelie penguin)
Lineage: Eukaryota; Metazoa; Chordata; Aves; Sphenisciformes; Spheniscidae
Gene: ECRG4
Product: chromosome unknown open reading frame, human C2orf40
Exons: 4
Coding region: 1-486 (161 amino acids)
Biological process (GO): anaphase-promoting complex-dependent catabolic process; regulation of cell population proliferation; cellular senescence
Source: RefSeq, a predicted model, not a curated record